CGUCGUGACGUCAGAGGUGACGUCUCGGGCAGCUCCCCGGAUGCGGCUGUGAUUGACUCGACCAGGCAGAAGCGAUCGCUUGCUAAGUGGCGGUGCCCUUGUUUGUUUGCAGGUGCUGCAGCCCCAGUGGUCGUUGGCAGGAUGCAGACCAUAAAGUGUGUGGUUGUUGGCGAUGGGGCAGUGGGGAAAACCUGCCUACUCAUCUCGUACACCACAAAUGCCUUCCCCGAAGAAUACAUUCCAACCGUGUUUGACAACUACAGCGCUCAGAUGAGCGUGGAUGGCCGCACUGUCAGCCUCAAUUUGUGGGACACAGCUGGCCAGGAGGAGUACGACCGCCUGCGUACUCUCUCCUAUCCCCAAACCAACGUAUUCAUCAUCUGCUUUUCCAUCGGCAGCCCCUCCUCUCACGCCAACGUCCGGCACAAAUGGCACCCGGAGGUGUCCCACCACUGCCCCAACGUGCCCAUCCUGUUGGUGGGCACCAAGAGGGACCUGAGGGGCGACGUGGAGACGACGAAGAAGCUGAAGGAGCAAGGGUUGGCGCCCACGACCCAGCAGCAGGGCAACGCCCUCGCCAAGCAAAUCGGGGCUGUCAAAUACAUGGAGUGUUCCGCGCUGCUGCAGGAAGGCGUCCGGGAGGUGUUUGCAGAGGCGGUGAGAGCGGUGUUGUACCCCGUCACAAAAAAGAAUGCCAAGAAAUGCGUGCUUUUGUAAUGAGGAUUCCCGGAUUUGGAUUGCGGCGGGGUGCUAUUGGAGUUCCACAGAUGCAACGGAUGACUGAAAGCAGUCACUUCCUGGCUGCUCCCAAGCAGUUUUGACGUCUUUAUCAGCUCCUUAUUUAUCCUCAGGAGGACUUCACCCUAAUGCCAUCAUCACCAAAGUGACUUUGCCAGAAUGAGGGCGAGAAAAAACAAAGCAAAUCUCUUAUUUUUUUCUUACAUUUAAAAAUUUUGGUAUUUACACUUUCUUCACUUGUUACACAUGUUCUAGAUGUCUAGCUUUUCUGCUUCGCCUUUGAUAAGAAUGCUGAUAAUGGUUGUCACAAGCCAUAAUUCCAUCUAAACCAAGCUGACCUGUUUGACUGGAGAGAUCUACUGUUGUUUAGGUGGAGAAAUAGUGACUACCUCAUACUCUUCACAUAGGUUUUUGCAUCUCGCGAGUGUCAAGCAACCGCUUCGUGACGUCUGCCGUUUAGCCGAGCAGCUUUUCAAUUUCAAGCAGCUUGAGUCCGGAGAAGGCGCGACAACCCCCCCGGACAAGGGCCAGUUCCCAGCGCAUCACCAGUUUGCGCGGAUUAGCGUCGAGCUCGGUGCUCAGUGUGGCGUGCUUGAGAUGUCCAUCCCGCCGCCCACGCACGGAAGAGCCGGCGGGCCUUUUCAAGAUAAGCCCGUCUCAUUAAAAUCAGCCGACCAUGCGUCUUUUAAGCCAAAUUAAACCAAAUUGCAACCGCAUAGGUUGUAUUGCAGCUCGUCAAUUUAAAAUAUGCCUCGGACUGACCUUGACACCUGGAACUCCCGCGAGGAACAUUUGGCAAGGUUUUCUUGAUUGAUUUUGGCAGAAUUAAGGAUGAGGUGGUCCGGUUGUAUUGACAUGGGAAGAUUGUUCUGGGCUUCUGUUUGCCUAAAAAGAUGAAAGCUUCCCGGAGGCAUGCACAUAUUUAGCUCGACUUCCCAUAGUUGUUUCUUUGGACCGCAAACUAGUGACUCCACAGUGCCUCUGCUGGUCGCAGCCAAGUAGUGCACUCAGUUGCUUCAAUGACGCGAUUAAUCGAUUAUCGUGCUCCUCCCUCUUGGAAUCACAGACUGUAUUUUCAAAUCAGGAAAUGUUGAAUCGACUCCUAAACGGUUUUAAUCUACUCUGUGGCCAAAGUUGAAUAUAUUUUGUAAUAUCCUCUUGUUUAUUAGAUUGUUAUUGUCAAUGAUCUCGCUGCCUUGCACCACAUUAAAUAUGACCACUGCCUAUUUGACCCAGUAUAUCCUGUAAUACUAGAACA
Messenger RNA from Nerophis lumbriciformis (worm pipefish), 1996 nucleotides. It is a transcript of the gene rhogd, whose product is annotated as ras homolog gene family, member Gd. Lineage: Eukaryota; Metazoa; Chordata; Actinopteri; Syngnathiformes; Syngnathidae. Gene Ontology annotation, biological process: small GTPase-mediated signal transduction. Gene Ontology annotation, molecular function: GTP binding; GTPase activity. The record is from RefSeq and is a predicted model, not a curated record.